Molecule: messenger RNA, 1872 nt
Organism: Neurospora tetraspora
Lineage: Eukaryota; Fungi; Ascomycota; Sordariomycetes; Sordariales; Sordariaceae
Exons: 1
Coding region: 1-1872 (623 amino acids)
Source: RefSeq, a predicted model, not a curated record
AUGGUGUACUCGGUCCCCCGAAAGGCGGCCGGCCUCAUGCUGGUUGCCGCCGGAGCUCGAGUUCUCGCCGCUGACUGCGGUUUCGAUUCCUGGGAGUGUGCUCCCUCCUACUCGGCCAUCCCCGCCUGCGCCACCGCUGCCAUCGAGUCGGCCGCCAUUACAAAUCUCGGCUGUGCCCACGGCGACUACAAGUGCGAGUGUGGCAAGCAGGAGGUGCUCCAGGCCGCAAUGGCCAACGCAGUUAUCGGCAGCUGUGGUUUCGGCGGCGCCAUCAACGUCAUGAACGCCGUCUCCAACCUUUGCGCCUGCGACGCUACGGCAUCCACCUUUACCGCGUGCCCGACCGUUACUCCGAGCUCUACCAUCUCCGAACCUCCUGUCAUCACCGAGCCUCCUGUCACCACCGAGCCUCCUAUCUCCUCCGAGCCUCCUGCCACCACCGAGCCUCCUAUCUCCUCCGAGCCUCCUAUCUCCUCCGAGCCUCCUACCAUCACCGAGCCUCCUAUCUCCUCCGAGCCUCCCAUCAGCCUUCCCAGCUCUGUGCCUGCAGUGCCCAGCUCCGAGCCUCAGCCCAGUGCUGAGCCCAGCACGACUAAUGACUGCGACGAUGAUGAACCCACCAUCUCCAGCUCUUCCAUUGUCGUGGUGCCUUCCGGCCAGCCUUCUGGCGAGCCUUCCAGCCAGCCCCCCAUCACUAUAACGACUACCUCCUCCCCCGUCGAGCCUUCUACCGGCGGUGCCCCCAGCUCUGUCAUCAGCCUCUCUGUGCCUGCCGUGCCCAGCUCCGAGCCUCAGCCCAGUGCUGAGCCCAGCACGACCGAUGAUGGCUGCGACGAUGAUGAGCCCACCAUCUCUUCCAUUGCCGUGGUGCCUUCCGUCCAGCCUUUUGGCGAGCCUUCCAGCCAGCCCCCCAUCACUAUCACGACUACCUCCUCCCCCGUCGAGCCUUCCGGCAACCCCGGACCUAGCGCUUCUGUCCCUGUUCCUGGCGGAGGUGACUCUACCACCACCAUCACCACUACCGACAUCGUUACCUCGGACUGCUCCACCUCCACCUCUAAUGUUGUUGUCGUCAUUCCCUCCAGCACUGUCGUCCCCUCCGGAACUGACAGCGUUCCCGGUCCUGCCCCCUCCGGCCCUUGUGGUGAGGAGAGCUGGGAGUGCGCCGCUGAGUUUGCUGCCGUGCCCCAGUGCGCCGUUCCUAUUAUUGGGAAGGCUGCGCUCGACCUGGGCUGUGCUUCUGGUGACCACAAGUGCGAAUGCGCCAACGCCCAGAAAAUCCAGCUUACUAUUGCCGGGGACGUUUUGGGCGCCUGCGGAGCCAGCAAGAUCAACGACGUCCUUUCGGCCGUCGACGCGCUCUGCAAGUGUGACGCCGCCAAGCCCACUUUCACCGAGUGCGGUUCCAACCCCGGCCCUACCGGCGGUAACGGCGGUGGCUCUGGCCCCGGCCCUACUGGCGGCAGCAGCGCUGGCCCCAUCACCACCACCACCUCUGCUCCCGUCCCUGGUGGCGGCUCCGGCGGUGGAUCUGGCAGCUCUUCGUCCAGCUUCGUCACUGUCACCCACUCUACCACCAUCACCACCUCUGCUCCCGUCCCUGGUGGCGGAUCUGGUGGCUCUUGGUCGUCCAGCUUCGUCACUUUCACCAACUCUACCACCAUCACCACCUCUGCUGGCCCUACCGGCGGCAACGGCGGUGGUUCCGGCUCUGGCCCCAGCGGCACUGGUGGUUCCGAUGACGUCCCCGUCCCUGAGCCCUCGGAUGCCAUCCCUCCUCCUCCCGUCGUCGCUGGUGCUUCCAAGAUGAUGGCCAGCACCACCGGAUGCGUUGCCCUGAUGGCUGCCGUCUUUGCUUGUGCUCUUCUUUAA